Messenger RNA from Dujonia railenensis, 2205 nucleotides. Lineage: Eukaryota; Fungi; Ascomycota; Pichiomycetes; Serinales; Debaryomycetaceae. The record is from the annotation of a GenBank genome assembly.
AUGAUUAGAUUACCUUUGAGUGCUGUUGCCAAAACAGUGCCCACGAAUAGAAUAGCAUUGAGCUCGAAAAUAUGUAUAGGCAAACAUUUCAGCGUACUUCAGCGGAAUUUUUCAGGAAGUGGCGCACAGUACUUUAUCGAGGGCAAUGGGAAUGAUGCCGGAUUAUCAUUAAGUCCAAACAAGACCUCCAACUUCGUUGCCGAAAAUCAUAAACAUUCUGUCGGCCCCUCUGUUUUCGCGAAAGUUCAGCAGAAAAGGGGCUUGGCAACUUCGGCUUCCACUACCACACCUAAGGCUGCAAAAGAUGGAGAGCAAAAGAAACCAAAGGAGACAGUGCCAAAGCCAGAACCAGCAGCUGAUUCUGGGGCUGCGGGUGGAAGCAAAACGUUUGAACUCUCCAUUAUGAAAUCUUUAUUUGCAACUCUCUGGCCAAAGGAUAAACCGGCCUUCAAAAUAAGAGUACUUAUAGCAUUGGCGUUACUUAUAGGUUCCAAGUUAUUGAACGUUCAGGUUCCAUUUUUUUUCAAGUCUAUCAUAGACGAGAUGAACGUCGACUGGUCCACGCAAUUAGGUACUGUAGGUACUGUUAUUGGAUCUUUGAUUAUUGCAUAUGGUGGUGCUAGAUUUGGGGCUGUUUUAUUUGGUGAGUUAAGGAAUGCUGUGUUUGCUUCUGUUGCUCAACUGGCCAUAAGAAAAGUUGCUCAUGACACUUUUUUACAUUUGUUGAACAUGGACUUGAAUUUCCACUUAUCUAGACAAACUGGGGGCUUAACUAGGGCAAUUGAUAGAGGUACCAAGGGUAUUUCAUACGUUUUAAGUGCCAUGACUUUCCAUAUCAUCCCGAUUUCCUUCGAAAUUGCAAUGGUUUGUGGUAUUUUAACUUACAACUAUGGAUUUCAAUUUGCUGCUGUUACUUUUUCCACAAUGUUGGCCUAUCUGGUUUUCACGAUCAAGACUACUUCUUGGAGAACAAAAUUCAGGAGGCAAGCAAAUAAUGCCGAUAACCAGGCAGCGAACGUAGCUUUGGACUCAUUAAUAAACUAUGAACUGGUUAAAUAUUUUAAUAACGAAAACUUCCAGGCUACUAAAUAUAAUAAGGCUUUGACGACGUAUCAAAAUGCUAGUAUUAAAGUAGCAACAUCUUUGGCGUACUUAAAUGCCGGUCAAAAUUUAAUAUUCACUAGUGCAUUAACUGGGAUGAUGUAUAUGGGGUGUCAUGGGGUUGCCACUGGUUCUUUGAGUGUUGGGGAUUUGGUUUUGAUUAAUCAAUUAGUAUUCCAAUUAAGUGUUCCAUUAAAUUUCUUGGGAUCUGUAUACAGAGAAUUAAAGCAGAGUUUAUUAGAUAUGGAAAACUUGUUUCAAUUGCAGCAAGAGGAAAUCAAAAUUCAAGAUAUUCCCGGUGCAAAGUCAUUGGUUUUGGCUAACACUACUAGCCCUCAAAUAACUUUUGAGAACGUAUCCUUUGGUUAUCACCCAGAUCGUCCCAUUCUCAAAAAUGUCUCAUUUACUAUCCCUGCGGGUGAAAAGGUUGCUAUUGUAGGACCAUCAGGAUCUGGUAAAUCUACAGUUCUUCGUUUAAUAUUUAGAUUUUAUGACGUUGAUUCUGGUAGAAUUCUCAUUGAUGGACAAGAUAUUAAAAAAGUUAGCUUGGAAUCACUCAGAAGAGCCAUUGGGAUCGUUCCACAGGAGACCCCUCUUUUCAACGACACUAUCUUUGAAAAUAUAAGGUAUGGAAGGUUAGACGCAACUGAUGAGGAAAUCUACCGCGUGAUAGAUGCAGUUCAACUCAAUCAGUUAAUUAAAGACCUCCCAGAUGGUGUGAACACCAUAGUUGGAGAAAGAGGAAUGAUGAUUUCUGGAGGUGAAAAGCAAAGAUUGGCCAUUGCCAGGUUAUUGUUGAAAAGAGCACCAAUCACCUUCUUUGAUGAAGCCACCUCUGCCCUUGACACUCACACUGAACAAUCAUUAUUGAGAACCAUUAAAACAAUUUUUGCAAAGGAUUCCAAUACAAAUAUAUCCAUUGCUCAUAGAUUAAGGACUAUUGCUGAUUCAGAUAAAAUUAUUGUGUUGCAGAGUGGAAAUGUAAAGGAAGAAGGUACACAUAAUGAGUUAUUGGCUGAUCCAGAAAGUCUAUACUACGAAUUGUGGAAUAUUCAAGAGAGAUAUGAAGGAGAAAUAGAAACUACUCCUGAAAAGGAAAUUUAA